UGCUCCCCUGCAUCGACACCAUACCCAAGCUUCCCUUGCACAUUACCCCGCCCUUCGUACACCGCCAGGUUUUUAUCGUCUUUGCAGUGCUCCUCUAUCCUUCCGUGCGCAGGAGUUCGUUCAGCGUAGUAUCGUUGAUGCCGAGCCAAAAUCUCGUUAAGAUUUAAGUGAGCGCCGAAGUUUUCGCUGUGGACUGGAGGUUGCCUGUUUCAGAUUCCUUUCCGAGGUAGUCAAAUUGCGGUUUAGAAGAAAGGAUUCGAGGUCGAUUGCUUAGCUCUGAGUGGACUCACAUCGGGGGUGGUUGUCUUGGUGAUUAGCACGGAGGAGUAGCUCGAAUACAUUGUGCAGCCAGAGAGGCCUUGCGCGUUCGCUCUUGUCUGUCCUACACUCCUUCUAUGUGUGUUGUUUGCCUGGUCGUUUGUGAACUGCAUCCGUCGAUAUUUCUGUAACGCAUGGUGACUUUGGUUUUUCUUCGAAUCGCAACUCAUAGCUCACCCCUAGCAAGCUCAAGUGACUAACUCUAUUUGAGUGGGUAUCUUCUUUCGAAGAAGUGGAUGUGGUGAUCAGUGCUUAUCGCCGGAGCACAUGACAUAAAUAUAACGGAGUCAGUGUACUUUCAAUCAAUACAUAUGUUUGCGGUUGCCGAGAGCUCACACGUCUUCGCCACGAGUCUUAGCGAAUGUCUUGCGAACUGCGACGGAGACCUCCCGGAGUUCCCAAGUACAGACUAAGUGUUGGUCAGGGGUCUGAAGGAUAGCCAUUGCGGGGAAGCAGGUGGAAGGUCGGGUGGCUGGUAAGCAGGUGCGGGAGAAGUAGAGUUCGCUUUAUGACUGCAGAUUUGAGCGAGGUUGAGUCAGAGUCCAGGCCUCUCCGGCCGUUCUCGGGUGGGGGAACGGCCUGGGUUGAGUCCAAUGUGGGAAUCCCGGAGGGCCCAGAAUGGAGGAUUAAGGAUGGGUUUAAGACUCAAAAGGAAGUAGAUAGAGGUAGAGAACAGGUAGGUGUGAAUCGUGUAGUCGUCAGGGAGAAGAACGGCGCGAGGUUGGAGAACGGGCGCAGGAUUACAGACCGUUCAGGAACUGCUGUUCUGAAGGCCAGGGAAGGUCCUAAGGACAUUGCGGAGCAGAGAAUGAGGAAGUUAGAUCACCAGUUUCCGGCGAAUGACUUACUGGGAACAUCAGAGUCGGAUGAAGAUGGGCGCCGGGAGGACAGUGCGGAGGACCAUUAUGAAGAAGGAGAUGCUGUGGCUGCUGUAGCAUGUGAAAAGCAGAGAUUGCUGGGGAUAGCUCAAACGAGAGAGCAGCAGCAUGGGACCGAUGUGGCUGCUGGAAUUCAGGGUGGUGACAGUUGGGAAAGCUUUUUGCUGAAACGGAAGUUGAGGGUUCUACUAGUGGAAGAUGACGACGCAACACGGCACGUUGUCGGAGCUCUCCUACGGAACUGCAACUAUGAAGUCACCUCGGUUGCGAAUGGGUCCUUAGCAUGGGGGCUGUUGGAAGAAGCGAAUAGCAACUUCGACUUGGUUUUGACAGAUGUGGUGAUGCCAUGUCUGUCCGGAGUCGGAAUUCUAUCGAAGAUGUUGAAACGGGAGGCUUGCAAGAGAGUGCCUAUAGUCAUCAUGUCGUCAUAUGACAGCCUGAACAUCGUGUUCCGCUGCCUUUCGAAAGGAGCUUGUGACUAUCUCGUGAAACCUGUCAGGAAAAACGAGUUGAAGAAUCUUUGGCAACACGUGUGGAGGAAGUGCCACAGUGGAAGUUCGAUUGGGAGCAGAAGUGGAAGUGGCAAUCAGACUGGGGAAGUAGCUAGGCCUCAGAGCCGUGGAGUAGAGGCCGCUGACAAUCCAAUUGGAAGCAAUGAUGGGAACGGCAGCAGCGACGGGAGUGAUAAUGGGAGCAGCCGGCUCAAUGCUCAGGGUGGGAGCGAUAAUGGUAGUGGCAAUCAGGCUUGUGUGCAACCUGUACAGGUUCCAAGAAACAAUGCAGUUCCGGAAGCAGCGGACGGGGAUGAAGAGGGACAAGCCACAUCGCAAGAUAAGGGUGCUGAAUUGGAUGAAGAGAUGGGGCAUGAUUUGGAGAUGGCAACUCGUCCGUCUGCAUGUAAUACUACUGGGAAAGAUCAGCAGCCUGAGGUUGCCAGGCAGCUAGAUGAGGAUGCUGCGUGUGUUUUUCAAGAUGCUGGGCAGUCACCUGAUGGAAUUAAUGGCGAGAGUCCAUCAUCCAGUCUUCGGAAUGAUGCUGCCGAGGAGUCUUCUCCAAAGGCCAUUGACUUGAUAAAUGUCGUAGCAUGUCAGCCACAGACACAGGAUGCAGAGCAACCUCAAGAAAGUGAGAAUGAUUUCGACGAACUAGAUCCACAGGGGAGUAGUCCAAAAGUCAACUCCGGUUCAGAUUCCGGUCCUAUGCUGGAGUUAAGCUUGAAACGGCCACGAUCGGCGGUGGAUAAUGACGGAGAAUUAGAAGAGCGUCAACCACUGCGGUAUUCAGGAGGGUCGGCGUUUUCUAGAUAUGACAGCGGAGGAACUAUCAUACAACAGCACUAUCAGGGCGGGAGUUCUCUCCCUCUGAAUGGUUAUCCGAUGUGUGGUGCAUAUGGAGUAUAUGGCAUGCCUGGUGGUGGCUCUGGAGGAUCUCUCCGGCUGGGAAUGGGAAUGGAUCGAAUCGGGUCAUCGAAAGAAAGCGUCAAGGGGUUGACAUCCCCACUCUCGCAUCCUCAAAAUGUGGAGAAAGCGGGUGGGCAGGAUGGGUGCAGCAGUGCAACGCAGACUACGGAGGAUGCACUGAUCGUACCCGGCAUGCCCAUGGCCAUUCCAAUCCCACCUCCCGGGAUGCUUGCUUAUGAUGGCGUUGGAGGAUCAUACGGUCCAGCCAUGCACCCGAUGUAUUAUGCUCACCCGAGCGCACGGAUAGCAGCUCCGCCUCCUCACAUGGGAGAGCGUGGAGAAGUGUACAAUCAAUCUCCUGCAUUUAAAGAACAGGAUUCUGGUUCGGGACAUCAUUCCCAAGCGGGACAGAGCCACCAGCACAUGCACCAUCACCAAGGCAACCACCACCACCACCAUCAUCACUACCACCAUGGGAACGGCGCCCAGCAUUCUGGCAAUGCAGGAGUGCAAGAUGAACAACAGCAGUCAGUGGUCACUCUUGGGUCGGGGGCUCCUCGCUGUGGGUCUACUGGUAUGGAUGGUCAAAGUGGUAGCAGCAACGGGUACGGGAGCACGGGGAAUGGGAACGGGUCCAUGAACGGAAGUGCGUCGGGAAGUAACACUGGCGUGAACAACGGCCAGAGUGGACUUGGUGCGAUGCUGAUGGCCAACGACAACAGUGGGAGUAACGGCGCCGGUGGGACGGAUCCUUCCGUGGAUGGAGUGAGCGGGGGCAAUGGACUGUGCACAGACCAAAUGCGUUUCGCCAGACGAGAGGCUGCCUUAAACAAAUUCAGGCAGAAGAGAAAGGAACGAUGCUUUGAGAAAAAGGUACGAUAUCAAAGCAGGAAAAGGCUUGCAGAACAAAGACCAAGAGUUCGCGGUCAGUUUGUGCGUCAAGCGGUAUAUGACCCGUCAGCUGAUCGGAGCUGUUCAAUUUCGAAAGUUUUCAAGGAGAGACAACGCCGAAAGCGUCAGCUCGUCUGUUUGCCUCCAAGAGGAAAUUUCUUAUUGCUAAUCUUGUUCUACUAUGAAGAUACGAAAUUCCUCUAUGCUGAGCUUAAAUACAAAUUUCCCAGGGUUAAUCGGGGGACCGAAUUCAGUUUUACAAAAAACUAUGUAACUUCUUAGUUGUGACUGAGGGGCCUCCUGCAACUUCAGUUGGAAACCGACCCGGAAACCAGCUUAAGCUCUGUAAAGCAACGUUUUCUCCUUCCACAUGAACACGGUGAUGGUAGGCUUCCUCCUCGCCUUGUUGAAUCAUAUAUUGCAACUUACAAUUUUACCAAUUAUCCACCAUGGGAGCGGCCGUUUUAGCGAAGUAAUGCAAAUCAUAAGGAGCUGAAGCCCAAUGCUUUGCCAGCAUUUUAAGACCUUUGCAAAAUUGCGUACAAUGGGCUGGGAUUGAAUAGCUGAUGUUCUAGACUAGACCUGAAUACAUUUAGUCUUUUAGGACGUUUUAUCAGAUCUAAAUUACAGAGUAGAUGUAACCGAGUCUUUUACACUUAAGAUGUCUCGUGUACAAGCAGUAAUUCUGAAUAAAUGUCUUGAAGUUUGUAGUA
Messenger RNA from Physcomitrium patens, 4200 nucleotides. The record is from RefSeq and is a predicted model, not a curated record. NCBI's taxonomy places the organism in Eukaryota, Viridiplantae, Streptophyta, Bryopsida, Funariales, Funariaceae.